Messenger RNA from Felis catus (domestic cat), 2234 nucleotides. RefSeq names its product tumor suppressor candidate 1 (gene TUSC1). The record is from RefSeq and is a predicted model, not a curated record. The transcript has a single exon. NCBI's taxonomy places the organism in Eukaryota, Metazoa, Chordata, Mammalia, Carnivora, Felidae. Bases 1462 to 2091 code for a protein of 209 amino acids.
UCCUUUUUUGUUCUGUUCUGUCUUUCCUCUCUUCCUUCUUUUCUUUUAGUAAGAUAAAUACAGUUAUAUAUACCACAUGUCUGACUUAGAGGACUAGUAUUAAUGGAUUCUGUCAGGACGAUACAUGUAUAAUCAGAUUAGUCAUCGUUUAAAAAUAUUGAACAGGUUGACAAUUUUACUAGAUCUUCUGCUUAAUCAGUUUUACCUACUUUUCAUAAUAUUUUACGUUUACUUCAUUAAUUUUACAAAGCUAAAGAUAGUACUUCAGGGUUGAGUCAGGGGUAGGGAGGCGGUCAUGGAGGCCUUCUAACACAACAAGGAUCAGGGUUCUUUAGGAAACCCGGUAUGGUUCAUUACAACGGUCAAUUACAAAAACUUGAUUAACUAUUUUCCCCUGUUACUUAUUUAUUUUUAUUUGUGCGGUUCAGUGAAAACCCCAGCUCUGUAAAUGUGUCAUGUAUGCUCUUUUUGUUAAUCUACAUGUUCCAAUGGUUUGAAGACUUCAGUGCAUCUAAGACUUACCUGAGAUCUUGUUGAAAAUAUUCUUGCUACCACCUCUCUCUGCCAUGAGAUUCUGGCAUCAGCGUCUUUUCCGGAAUUUACUUUGCAAUGAUUCAGUUAUUUUACAACUUGAGUCCCUUAAAACUAAGGAAUGUAAUUCAGUAAGUUGUAUCCACCUGUCACCAGGUAUUUUGGAACUUACUUCGUAUUCAGUUUCUUGAAAGAAUAGAAAGCACAUUUGGAGUUUCCUAGGUUUUGUGGCCCGGCCUGAACAAAACAACUAAUAAUAACCUAGCUUCUAUAGAGUUGCAAACAAUUUGCAGUGUGGAGUACUGGCUGUUCACAAAUUGGGACUAGCCUAUAUUGUUUUGAGAGAUGCCUGUUCCCACUUGAGGUCCUCAUGACAGGUGCUCACUCAAUUCCCUUGAAUGCUUAUUGACCUUAGAGGAGGGUUAAAACGCUGUGUUCUAAAUGUAGUUACAUCUUUUCAACUUGCCCAUGUCUGUUUCAGACUCACCAUUUCAUUAUUAUUAUUUGCUUUGAGACUGUCGUGCAAUAGGAAGGUAACCACUGGUGGUUGCGUUGGAUUGCAGGGCGAGGCCGGCUGGUUCCUGCAGUGCCCAGGCCUGCACGGAAGCGCCCAGCAGAACCCAGCUGAGGCUACACGCUUUUCCCCCCCGCUCUGCCAGAGGGCUGAGCAGCAAAGCGCUCCCCGGGGGCAUUGUGUGUGAGCUGGCCGCGGAUCGCAGGCCCAGGGGGCAGCUCCACCGCAGGAGACAAGACACGCCUCAGGCCGGGCAAAUUCCCGGCCCCCUCUGGCCCCAAGCCAGCAGCCGCCGCCCGCCACCUCCUCUCCAACUCCGCUGUGGCCCCGGCCGCCCCGCCGGGCCCCGAACUCGCCCGCGCCGCGGCGCCGGCCCCUCGGCCCCCGGCGCAGGCGGCGCGGCUGGGACAGGACCGAUGUGGCGCAUGCGUGGUGGCGCCACCAGGCGCGGGAGCUGCGGCGGCGGGGACGGCGGCGGGGACAGCCGCGGGCAGGGCCGCCCGGGCCGGGCUCGUGGGGGUAGCGGCAUAGGAGGCGGCGUGGGCUGGCGAGGCCGUGCGGGCGGCGCCCGACAGCAGCUGGAGGAGCGGUUCGCAGACCUGGCGGCGAGCCACCUGGAGGCCAUCCGCGCGCGGGACGAGCGGGACCGGCAGAACGCGCGGCUGCGCGAGGAGAACGCCCGGCUGCGGCUUGAAAACAGGCGGCUGAAACGCGAGAACCGCAGCCUCUUCCGUCAGGCCUUGCGGCUUCCCGGCGAGGGCGGCGACGGGGCGGCCGCGGAGGCGGCCGGGGCCACCCCGGGCCCCGAGGAGGCCGGCACGAACCGGAGGGCGAGAGGCGGCGGCCUCGAGGACGAGCCUGGCAGCCCCAGGGCCCUGAGAGCCCGGCUCGAGAAGCUGGAGGCCAUGUACCGCCGGGCCCUGCUGCAGCUGCACCUCGAGCAGCGGGGGCCGCGCCCGCGUGGCGACAAGGACGAGCCGCCUUUGCGCGCACUGGAGUCGGGCCUGCGAGCCCCGGACCCGGAUCCCCCAGAGCCCUGGCUGUAGCCGGAGGCCGCGGCCGGCGAGAGGCGGAGCCUCGCGCGGCCCCUCCUUCUUCGCCCGCGGCUCACCCGCCUAGCAACGCCCGGGGCCCUGCGCCGCAGGACUGGACCGCUGCGCCCGCUGCCUGCCGCCUGCUGCCCCACGCU